CCGGCUGCGGUGUACAGCGGCCAAGGAGAUGUCGCUGCUGCGAGCGCUGAGCGUCUGCCUCGUCGUGCGGCCCCGGCGCUGCCCGGGGAGGGGUCUUCGUCCCGGCACCGACCUGCCUUUCUUGCAGGCGGAGCCCCUUUUGCUUCGGUCGCCCCAGCCAUGGCACUCAUUUCACGCCGGGUCCUGGCUGUCAUCCUCGGCCUCCAGCAAGGAGCUGCUCAUGAAGCUGCGGCGAAAAACGGGCUACUCCUUUGUAAACUGCAAGAAAGCUCUGGAGACUUGUGGCGGAGAUCUCAAACAGGCAGAGAGCUGGCUCCAUAAGCAGGCCCAGAAGGAGGGCUGGAGCAAAGCUGCCAAGCUCCAUGGGAGAAAGACUAAAGAAGGGCUGAUUGGGCUGCUGCAGGAAGGAAACACGUCGGUGUUAGUAGAGGUAAACUGUGAGACAGAUUUUGUUUCCAGAAAUUUAAGAUUUCAGCAGUUGGUCCAGCAAGUAGCCCUUGGAACCAUGUUGCAUUGUCAGAGCCUAAAGGAUCAACUCUCUACGUACAGUAAAGGUUUCUUGAAUUCCUCUGAGCUCUCUGAGCUUCCAGCUGGGCCUGAGACAGAAGGCUUUCUCAAGGAUCAGCUGGCCUUAGCAAUUGGGAAACUGGGAGAAAACAUGAGUCUUAAACGAGCUGCAUGGGUGAAGGUGCCAGCUGGGUUCUAUGUUGGCUCUUACGUCCAUGGAGCGAUGCACAGUCCCUCGCUCCACAACCUGGUGCUGGGGAAGUAUGGGGCCCUGGUCAUCUGUGAGAUGUCUGAGCGGAGAGCAAACCUUGAAGACCUUGGCCGCCGCCUUGGGCAGCAUGUGGUGGGCAUGGCCCCUCUCUCUGUUGGCUCCCUGGACGAUGAGCCUGGGGGAGAGGCAGAAACCAAGAUGCUGUCCCAGCCAUACUUGCUGGAUCCUUCCAUCACAUUGGGACAGUAUGUGGAGCCCCAGGGGGUGUCCGUAGUAGACUUUGUACGGUUUGAAUGUGGAGAAGGUGGAGAGGCAGCAGAGGCUGAAUAGCUUCCAGACACUUUUGGCCCAGGAGGAAAUGUUUAUUCUUGGUUGUGGACAUUAUUACAACAAGAAGUUAUUUCCUAAGCCUCUUCAAACCCGGAAUUUGUUUUUCAUUUGAGUUUAUAAUGAAAUCAUAAACUUAAUGGGUAAAAUUAUUAAAUAAAAUUGUUAUAUAAUAAAGAGAGUUGAAUCUUU
Molecule: messenger RNA, 1237 nt
Organism: Diceros bicornis minor
Lineage: Eukaryota; Metazoa; Chordata; Mammalia; Perissodactyla; Rhinocerotidae
Gene: TSFM
Product: Ts translation elongation factor, mitochondrial
Exons: 6
Coding region: 29-1048 (339 amino acids)
Biological process (GO): mitochondrial translational elongation
Cellular component (GO): mitochondrial matrix
Molecular function (GO): protein binding; translation elongation factor activity
Source: RefSeq, a predicted model, not a curated record